GUCUGAACCAAAAGCUUCUAUGCUUGGUUAACUCCUUCUAAUGCAUGUCGACUUCAGUCCACCGUCUCCAGGAAGAAUAACCACCUUCCUCACCGCUGACGAAGAAGCCCAGGAUAUACGAAAAUCCGAAGACGAAGCUAAUGCCAUUCACUUUUUUCUAUUCAUUAAUCCGCACUCCGGGGAUCAACAAGGUGCUCAAAUUCUCGAUUUAAACUUGGGUUUGAUUUGCUUCAAAUCACUGCCCAAUGUUCGAGUUCAUGUCUAUUCCUUGGUGGAUGAUACUGAGUGCGGCAAUGGAUUAUCAAGUGCAAAAACAAUCAUGGCUCAUAAGGAGCAACUGGGGCUUAAUCCUCAAAUCCACAUCUGUUGCGCUGGAGGAGACGGUUCACUGACAGGUUUACUUCCGAAAAUUGAAGAACGGGGUAUCGAUGUGAACAAUAUCAUGUUUAGUCUGCUUCCUUUUGGUACCGGAAACGACCUUGCUCGCUUCCUUGGAACAUGGUCAAUUGACAAGAAGGCAGCAAAGGAUAUUAUGCGAAGCGGACAUUUACGUCACUUGGUUUAUAAGCAAAUCCGAGGUCGACCUGUGAAACUGGACGUAUGGAAUAUUCAUGUUACGACGUUUGAUGGGGGAUCUAUUCGGCCAGUUAGCGACAAGAGACAAGAAAACGAGGAAAACUUUCCAUCAGAGAUUUUUCAGAAACUUCUAAACAAUGGCGCUAUUGGAGCACAAUGCUAUGUUGGUGGUGAUGCUGAGCGACUAAGAACAGACAAUCGUGUGGCUAAUAUCGCUUCUUAUACUAUUCAAACCAUCAAAUGGGGUCUGUUCAAAUCCUUCUCUUCAGUGACCUCCAUGCUCGACAGAAUCGAACAGUUCGGCGACGUGGUGGCCUAUGUCCGACAGGAUAAAUACCGAAAAAGGCGCUUUUCCAUUUCGAAUGGGAGAUCAUUAUCUUCAGUCGGCGACAGAAAGACACCGGAUGAUACAGACCGCCAUGCUGACGAACCAGAAGAUGAUUCGGCUACAAAAUUACGCCCUGUCAUCAUCAAUUCUAAUGCAAUUGAGUUGGUGUUUCAAAACAUUCCGAGCCUUUGGGGAAGAAUGCUUAAUUUAUGGAAUAGAGCGGAGUCAGGCUCGGCCAUAGAUCUGAAUGAAGCGGAUCACCACCCUGGUAUUGCUGAAGGAGUGGACCCUUCAAAAUGGCACAAGCAGGAGAGCUGCGACGGCGAAUUUGAGCUGUUCAUCCUGGAAAACAAGUUGUCAUACGUCAAGAAAGAGCUAGCCAUUAAUCGUACUGACCUUGCGCGGAUAGGUCAUUUCAAACAAGCUUCCAUCGUUUUCCGAAAUUUAGCUGAGGUCCAGAAUAACCCUAGUAUCCCCAAACGUGUACAGUCGUCGUUUAGCCUUAAUGGCCCAAGCCAGCCAUAUCGAGAGUCCAGAAAGGAUUCAGUAAGAAUCAUGAUGGAUGGAGAGUUCUUCAUUGUACACAAACCAAAAGCAAUACACAUCACCUUCUGGAAGCAGAUUAACAUCAUGGGCCCUCCAGAUGAAAACGUUGACUGCGAAGCGGAUUUUUCCUCAGAAGGUUCCGAAGCAGAAGCUCCUUCUCCGUAAUGGAUCAUCGUCCAGCCUAUCUUUGCGGCAGGUUAUGGUGUUGCAAUAUGAGGUAGAAGCUCUGUUCGUAUGAAGUAACAUAGAGUAAUAUGCAUAUUUCCCCUUCCCAUUUAUCUUGUACCAUAUCCUUCUGUAUAUUUAUGCCCGUUCCCCUGCUAUUGUGCCUUGUGACUCUCGCAGCUCUUGUUUCAUAAAACAAUAACCUUUAACUUUAUAAAUAUUACUCAAUCUAGAGAUGGCUCUGACUUGUUGAUUUUUUCAAUAAACAUUGUCCUGUUUUCUUUACAC
Messenger RNA from Umbelopsis ramanniana AG, 1903 nucleotides. RefSeq lists its product as uncharacterized. Gene Ontology annotation, molecular function: ATP-dependent diacylglycerol kinase activity. Gene Ontology annotation, biological process: signal transduction. The coding region runs from base 41 to 1615 and encodes 524 amino acids. NCBI's taxonomy places the organism in Eukaryota, Fungi, Mucoromycota, Umbelopsidomycetes, Umbelopsidales, Umbelopsidaceae. The record is from RefSeq and is a predicted model, not a curated record. The transcript has a single exon.